This is a messenger RNA of Protopterus annectens (West African lungfish), 3030 nucleotides long. RefSeq names its product scaffold attachment factor B2-like. Bases 141 to 2582 code for a protein of 813 amino acids. Gene Ontology annotation, cellular component: nucleus. Gene Ontology annotation, molecular function: sequence-specific DNA binding; RNA binding. Gene Ontology annotation, biological process: regulation of transcription by RNA polymerase II; regulation of mRNA processing. The record is from RefSeq and is a predicted model, not a curated record. The transcript has 20 exons. Lineage: Eukaryota; Metazoa; Chordata; Ceratodontiformes; Protopteridae.
UUACGUCAUCGCGUUACGCCUGCCAGGUCUCUCUCUUCGUUUGUGUGCGUGGGUUAUCGCCAUUUUGUUUUCUGGUCAACCGAAAGUAUCUUGUUGGUGCAAAUAUCUGUUUUUAAACUUUGUUACACCGCUGUUUGAUAAUGGCAGACGGUUCAUCAGAUGUUGAAGUAGGAGAGACCCGGAAAUUGAGCGACUUACGGGUGAUUGAUUUGAAAGCAGAGUUAAAGAAAAGAAACCUGGAUUGUAAUGGGAAUAAGAGCGCCUUAAUGGAAAGACUAAAGAAGGCAGUAGAAUCGGAAGGUGGAAAUCCUGAUGAAAUCCAGAUUUCACAAGAAACCCCGUCUAGGAAAAAUCAGAGAAGAAGUGGAAAGGGGCGAAGACCUGAGGAUGACGGUGGUGAAGAUGGGCAGGAAGAAGAUUCUGCUGAUGGACAGGAUGAAACUGAUGAAACUGACAAUUCCAUGUCGCAAGCGACUGAAAAAGUUAAAGAUUCAGAAGAAACUUCAGUGGAGACAGAAAAUGAGAAAAUAGACAACGGUUUGAGGGAAACUUGUAAAUCUGAGCCUCUUAAGGAAGACUCUUCAGAUCAGAAGCCUCUCGAGCAUGCUGCUACAGUGGACCAUUCACAGAAAGAUGGAGAGGAAGGCAGUCAGGCCGAGGAUGGGGUUGCUGUAGGUUUGAACAGUGAGUCAACACCAGAUGCUGUCAAAAAACAAUCAGAAGAGUUUGAUUUAGAGUUGAAGGAGAGCCAAGCAGAGUCGUCCAGUGACGAGAAGAAGGAUUCCAGUGCGACAUUCACAGAAAACGUAGAUGAGGCUGCUGAACCAUCACGGAAGCUAGAAUCCUCUUCUGAAGACCAGACAGACAGGAUAGAAAAAGGAGCUGAAUCGGAAUUCGCAGGAAAACCGGAGAGUGUAGAAGUUGAAGAUAAAGGUGAAGAGUCUGCUGAGCCUAGAGAGUCCUCUACCAUUGAGGGUGGUGAUCAGAAAAUGAGCGCUGACAAAGAAGACAAAGAUGAAAAGAGUGUGACCAAGGAAGAAGCCCAUUCUGGUAAAAACCUUUGGGUGAGUGGCUUAUCGUCGUCAACAAGAGCUACAGAUUUGAAGACCCUUUUCAGCAAGCAUGGGAAGGUGGUGGGUGCAAAAGUUGUGACAAAUGCUCGUAGCCCUGGUGCACGCUGUUAUGGUUUUGUUACCAUGUCUACAACUGAGGAAGCAAGCAAAUGUGUUAGUCAUCUUCACAGGACUGAAUUACAUGGAAGGAUGAUAUCAGUGGAAAAGGCUAAGAGUGAGCCUGCUGGGAAAAAAAGUGACAAAGAAAGUGAAUCCAGUAAAGACUCAAGAUCACAUAGAAGUGACCGACAUCACUCUGCAGAUUCCAGGUCAUCAAGUAGAAGAGAUGAUUCAAGGAGAACAGAUAAAAGGGAUGACAAGGAUAAAAAAGAUAAAGAUAAAAAAGAUGACCACAGGCGAUCAGACAGAACCAGGAGUAGCAAGUCAGGGAGUCGAGGCACAGAAAGAACAGUAGUAAUGGAUAAAUCAAAGGGUGAACCGGUGAUCAGUGUGAAGACUAAAUCCAAGUCAAGAGAAAGAACUUCCAACUCUUCGGAGAAAAAAUCCAGUAGUAAAGACAAGAGUGACAUUCUUUCAUUUGAUAAAAUCAAGGAAAUUAGGGAGCGUGAACGCCAGCGUCAACAAGAACGAGAAAUUCGUGAAAUAGAGAGACGCAGGGAGCGGGACCGUAGAGAACGUGAUCGCUUAAGAAUGAUUCGAGAAAGAGAGUCAAGAGAACAGCUUCGCAGAGAACGUGAACGGCUAGAGCUAGAAAGGCAGAAACUUGAAAGAGAACGUCUUGAGAGAGACAGGAUAGAGAGAGAAAGAAUAAGGAUAGAACAUGAAAGAAAACGGGAGCAAGAACGUAUUCUGCGAGAACGUGAUGAAUUACGGAGACAACAGGAUCAGCUCCGGCUGGAACAGGACCGUCGUCCUGUAAGAAGACCGUAUGAUGCUGAUAGUCGGAGGGAGGAAACUUAUUGGCCAGAGGCUAAGCGUAUGGCCAUGGAUGACCGUUACAGCCAUGGCUCAACAGAGUUCAGCCGUCCUGAACGCUUUAGUGAUUUUGACCAUAGGGACCGUACUACAGAAAGGAGAGAGCCCCCCAGAGUAGCAGUCGGGGACAGAGAGAAUUAUGGAGUUGAUCGCCAUGGACGUGAUGGAUGGGCAAGUUAUAAUGCUGAAAAACGAGUAAAUGAUAGGGGAGUACCACCACCUCCACCACCACCUAGAGAUGGUCGUGAUUGGGGAGAUCAUACACAAAAGUUGGAGGGACACCAAGAUCGUUCCUGGCAAGGUGGCAUGGAUGGUGGCAUGAUGGGUGGUGAUAGGGGAAUGCCAGGGCAACCAGGGCCAGGUCAUGUGAUGAAUCGGGGUGGAAUGGCUGGGUUUGGAGGCUACAUGCAGGGUGGAAACCCACAAGGCCCACCGGUCAACCAUCCAAUGAUGCAAGGUGGUGGUAUGCAGGCUGGAUUUGACCAAGACAGAAUGAACCGACCUAACGACCCUCGGUUUCCGCGACACUUCUGAACAUUUGCAAUUAAGACUUUUAUUGUAAAUUUGUGUGGUAGUGGUGGUCUGUAGUAGCCAGACUCCCUAUGUUGUGUAUAUAUUUUUAAUGUUCUGUUAUUGUAUAACAUAAAUGAAGUACAGACUGAUAAUUUUAUAUUUUUUCAUUCUUUUGAAGACUUGUCAUCAUGGGAACAUUCCAUUUGUUGGAAACAAAACAGUUUGCCUUUUCUCCGUUUUUUGCCUCUCCCACAUUUUUAGUGGUUGGUGCAUGAUUUUUAUUCAGUGUAAAGCUGAUCCAUAAACCUCCUUCAGAAGUUAAAUACUUUGCACCUUAAUUGUAUGUAUUAUCUAAAAGUUUGUGUUAAGUAAUUGAGAAACUUUUAAAGUUGGAAUGUUCUGUCAGGUUUGCUUUACUUGAAAACCAAGAAUUGUUUGCAUAAUUUUAAAUAAAACACAACUACACCAA